This is a messenger RNA of Penaeus indicus, 4621 nucleotides long. RefSeq names its product cingulin-like. NCBI's taxonomy places the organism in Eukaryota, Metazoa, Arthropoda, Malacostraca, Decapoda, Penaeidae. The transcript is spliced from 21 exons. Bases 196 to 3207 code for a protein of 1003 amino acids. The record is from RefSeq and is a predicted model, not a curated record.
UCCCUUUAAACGCCAAAUGUCAAACGGGAGCAGCCAAUCCACCCAGAGGAAAUUAAACCCAUUGAAGCCAAUAAACAGAUGAUUAAGAUCAAAUUUCAAAAUCCCCAAGUGAACGAGAUAAAGCUAAUGGACCGUCCGAUCGGCAUCUAGACCCCCAGACUGGAUCCAUGCAGGAAUAUUAAUCUCUUUGUAAUUAUGGCUGAUGAGUAUCCAGAGCAAAAUACAUUAUCAUCCUUAAUCAAAAAGCCUCCAUCAGACUGUACAGAAGCUGAGCAAGAUAGCGACAGUGUGUGGAGCAGUGCCUCAGAGUGCCAGAGUGAGAUUGAAAGCAGAGGAACAUCAUCAGCCGAAUUAUUCUCCAAUGAACCUCCUACAGUGCGAGUGAAACCAGAUGAUGAGGAUGAGAUUGAGACAUUAAUCCGAGCUGCAGAGUUGCUGGCAUUAGAAAGAGCAAAGCUUCAACAGUCAAACUUUAAUGCUUCAGGGGAUAUAUCAGCUUCUAAGGAAAACACACCAAAGGGCCCUCAACAAGAGCUAGGACUUAGCACCCCCUUGAACAAUAUAAAGAACUAUUACAGCCAUUCACAAAAGUUUGUUGGGGAUAUUGAUUCAGGAUAUUUUGGCAACAAUAAAGAACCUAACAGAGCUGAUGAAGCUCUGACUUCUGGAAGCUUUCUUCAUGAAUCCAAUAUACAAGCUGCGAAUGGAGUAAAUGGAAAGUUCACUCACGUGUAUUCCUUCAAUAACGACAUACCAAGAAAUCACUGUCAUUCAUCGCACAGCACCAGCCGAGAUUCACAGACCAGAGAUCACUUCUUCACACCCAGCCUUGAGACAGCAGGCAAAAUGAACGUGGAUGACAUACCAAGAUUAUCUCUAGAUUCCAUGGGCAGCAUGAAUCAUGACAGAGAGGCCUAUGAGGAGAGAACAAGAGUAAGCAAAGAUGUGAAAGAAGUGUGUAAUUCUUCGAUACGAGAGUUUGCGAGCGAAGAAUCUCAGAAUCCUCAAGGAAGACCAUCAGUAGGGGGCCAUAGUGAUGGUGUCCCAUUUCGUGAGUGUUUUAGGAGUGGGACCUCAGUUGAGAUAUCAACCGCCGUGCAUGACGAGUGCAGUAAACUAUUGAAAUUAUCCCUCAACUCAACCAGCAGCCUUGCACAUGUUCUGAGGCUGUUGCGCCAGGUGUUGACUCUGCAGCUGAAAACAGAAACCUCUUGUGUAGCUGACAACGCACUUGAAGAGCUAGAGGAAUAUGAGGCCCAGCAUUCUACCUUGGAGGCCAGGCUUAACUCGGCAGCAGUCCAGCUACAGGGAGUCGUGUCUCAGAUGCAGGGUGUGGAAGCUCGUCUAAUAGAGCAGGAGGAGGAUGCAGCUCGAACGGAUCAGUGUGUCAUGCAGUUGUUGCAACAAGUUGAAGAGGGACUUUCAACAAGUGGCUUAGAGCAUUUCAUGGCCAUCACUUCUCCAAGAAGACGAAGCACCUUGCGGACCUUAGAAGAUAUUACGUCAGCAAUGACUCUCUUGCUUGGAGAACUCAAAAGGAAAACGUCACGCUCACGCAGUCUGGAAGAGGAGCUCCAGCGGUGCGCCCAUGAGAUAGACUCCCUGAGAGAGGCUGUCCUCCAGAAAGAAGCAAGAAUGAGAACUUCAGAUCUUGAACUUCUGCGCCUUAAGGAACACAACAGCCGGGACUACACCUCCCUGAAGCAAUGCCUGGCGCAAGCGGAGGAGAGCCUGAAUGACUCGCACACGGAGAGAGCACGCUUAAGUGAGCUCAUUAAGAAACAGACAGCUGAGCACGAGGGGACAAGACAAAGACUUCAGCACCAAGUUUCCGAGCUUCAGCGAACGAUGGACUCAAGAGUAAGUGAACUGGAACACGGUCUCCAUAAUGCUCUUAAAAAGAAUCAAGCAGACGAAUCGACAAUAAAUGAGCUUCGGAAUCAGCUCAGCCUCAAGGCAGAUCAGGUCAAACUGGUAGAUGAGGAGAAUGGACUUUUGGUUGAAGGGUUGAGAUCAACUCUGAAGCACCAGCAAGCAGAAAUAGAGCAGUUACGCUUGCAGUUCGAUUCGACCGUGGCUGAAAAGCAGAGCCUUUCAAAGAGGGUUGUAGAUCUAGAGACUCAACUGCAUGCGGAACAAGAAAAACAUGAGAAAGUGCAAGAGGAAGCAUCAGCAUUAAGGUCUGAUGUCCGAAACCUCAAAGUCGAGCAUGCUGAAACUCUGAAGGUCUUGCAGGACAAAGUGGAUAAUAGCAUGGCUGUGAAAUGUGACCUGGAGCGACAGAUACGGUCAGCUGAUUUUAAGUUUCUGCAGCUGCGGACGGAGAUGCAGAUGGAAAGGCAUCGGUCAGCAGCUCUGGCAGAGGAGAACAGUGAUGCUAAUAAGAAGAUUCAAAACCUGCAAGAACGUAUUUGGAGCCUAACGCGCAGGAAAAGAUUCAGUAGCGGCGACAAAAGCAAGAGCUUUGAUGACAGCCGGACUGGUGCAUCUUCCUCCAGAGACUCCAGUUCAGAAUACGGAAGCUGCAUCAGCCUCUUUUCCUCAAGCUUAAGAGCUGAUACUGUUGACCACGUGCAGUCUUUGGUGAAGGAUGUUGGUGAUGGACAGAUGAGAGAGGAACAACUUCAUGCAAUGCUACGUGAGAAGGAUCUUGCUAUACGCAGCUUGCAAGAGUCUGUAUCUAGCCAGAUUACCAGCAAAAAUCAAGAACUUGAAGAACUGACAGGGAAAGUAUCAAGUCUCGAAGAACAGCUGACAUCAUUACUCUCAGGACUUGAAGUCAGCGCAGCUAUUGGAAAUGUGACAACGGAAGUAGGUCGCCUUCUUCAGCAGAGAACAGAACAUUUGAAAUCCAUUGACCACUCCUCACAGUGGCUUCAAGAUGAAGUGUCCUCUCUUGCAAUGGAGAAUCACAUACUGACUGCAGAAUUAGAUGCUACAAAGAAAAAUCAGUUGGGACUAUCAUCAGAAGCACAGGAUUCAGCAAGAAGGGCUCGUGAAGAAGCACGACAAGAAAGGCUGAAUGCUACACGCAUGCAGGAAAAAUGUUUGCGCUUGCAGGCACAACUGGAAGCAGUACAGACAACUUUAGAUCAAGAAAGACAAGAAAAGAAGAUGAGGGAGACAAUUCGAGGUGUCAAGCAUCAAGAAUUCAGUUUGCUUCUUGAAAAUGCUGCUUCAGUUCAAGAAUCUCUAGAAAAAAUCUGAUCCGUUGAAGCGAGCCUAGAAUCAUUAUAUGAAAGUGAUACAUACUGCUGUAUUUAUUUAGUAAGGAAUGGAAUAAACUGUAACAUAAUAUGUUUGAAAAUUGGACAUGUUUGCAGAAGAAACCAAAUCAAAAUUAAUAAGAAAAAAGUUAGUGAUAUUUAUCUCUUUAUUUUUAGUGAUGAUUAUCUGUUUAUUAUUAAUUCAUAUUCCAGAAUUCUUGAAUUUCCCCGUAAACGAUUCUCAUACCCAUGUGUGCAGUGGCCAUUUUUUUUUUUAUAAGAUUUACUAAUGAUACCGGUGCACAACAAAGCAUGUCAGAAGGUACAGAUAUUGAUAAGCAUGCUAACUGCAACAUUUUUUCUGGUCAUUUAUGACUCUAUUUGAUUUACAGAUCUUUGCAAAUCAACAAAAAAAGUUAUGUUACAAAACACCUUAGUUUUGUAAAAGUUCUGCUCAUAUAUAAUAAGAACAGAAAAUGCAAUUUGUAAUGUUUGUUUGCACUUUUGUAGAGACAUACACCUUGUCAUAUGUUCUUUAGCCAAAGAAUAUGGUAUUUGUCAUUGCAUUUAGAAUAUUACAUAGUUUCAAUUAUACUGACGAUCAUUUAAUGUAUGUAUCUGGAUAAUGAGGUGUUUUGUUUUGUCAUAUGUAAUCUUGGAUGUUGUAUCGCACUUAAUUCAUUUCCCAGUAAGAAAUGUUGCAAGGUCUGCAGAAUUGAAAAUCUUUGUAAAUGUUGCCAAGGUAGAAAUAUAAAGCUACCUUUUGAAUGAUGUAUAAAUAAAUAUUUUUUUCCUUAUAAUUUUGUAGGUAGGAAGUAGUACAAAUAUAAAGCAAAAUUUAGAAUAAUAGCAUAGAAACAUUACUAUAAAUGAUUUUCAUGCAUAUCUUUUACAAGUGAGAUUAAUUAAUUAAUUAAUUAAUUAAUUUUGAUAUUAAUUGAAACCAGAAUUUUUUUUUUUUCUUUUAUUAAGGAUGAUAAUGAUGAUGAUGAUGAUGAUGAUGAUGAUGAUGAUGAUGAUGUUAGGCUCACAUUUAAUAAUAGAAGUAGUAUGAGGGACCAAAAGGAACAAUGUGAAGUCUUUCUGUUCAAUUUACUAUUCAGAAGGAAAUGAGAAUGUCUACGAACACUCCUUUUCUGUGUUUGACUAAAUAGAGUGUCACUGCCGUUCAUUUGGAUAAUGAAUUGCUAUACUUUAGUGUAGUGGAAAAACCUUCAUGCAAAUGACUUGAAUACUAUUUUUAUCUAUGAUUUGAUAUCAAGACAGUUUUUUGUAUAAUAUAAAAAAAUCUUAGGAAUAAACUUAGGAGAUUUUCAACAAGAGUGAUAUCAAUAUUUUAUUGUAUAACAUUGUGAUUUAUUUUUGCAACACAAAUUGUCUUUUAUAUUGCAAGAUUAGAUGUUAUGGACCUCUAA